Periophthalmus magnuspinnatus is the source of this 3859-nucleotide messenger RNA. RefSeq names its product A disintegrin and metalloproteinase with thrombospondin motifs 15-like. Gene Ontology annotation, cellular component: extracellular matrix. The transcript has 8 exons. The record is from RefSeq and is a predicted model, not a curated record. The coding region runs from base 219 to 2975 and encodes 918 amino acids. Gene Ontology annotation, molecular function: metalloendopeptidase activity. Lineage: Eukaryota; Metazoa; Chordata; Actinopteri; Gobiiformes; Gobiidae. Gene Ontology annotation, biological process: extracellular matrix organization; proteolysis.
CUGUGGGUUGAACGUGCUGAGGGCCGUGCGAGGGGAGGAGAGAUGCUCUGUCACAGACUCUGGAGCUACAAUAAUGUUUGUGGAGCUGCUUGUGGUUGUGGUCUGAGCACAGACCAGCGCGCGACCAGAGGCGCGACCAGAGGCGCGACCAGAGAGGACCAGCUCGGGACCAGGAGCAUCAUGGGACCCUCUGCGUGAAGCCCCUCGGACAGUAGGACAUGGCUCUUUUCCUCGGCGCGUUGCUGCUGCUCUACACCGGGUUCACGCGGUGCGUGGAGCAGGACACAUGCACACCUGUGCGCGUGGACCCUCUGGAGUUUGAGCAUCUGCGGCGCGUGGACGCACAGCAGGUGCUUUUAAAACUGCGUGCGUUUAAUCAGGACUUUUACCUGGAUCUUGAACCGGACUCCAGUUUUAUGACACCGGAGAGUGGCGCAGACUUUGCGCAUUGCUUUUACUCUGGACGCGUAAACGCAGACAGGGAUUCUUUUGCCGCACUGAGCUUCUGCGGGGCGCUGCGGGGGAGCUUCUCUGUCGGCGGGAUGGAGUAUUUCAUUAGUCGAUCCUCGGCUCCUGGACCUGAGGCGGGACUUGGGACACACAUCAUCCAGCGCCGCGCGCGCGCUGCGCUCCCAGGGGAGAACCUGAGCAGGUGUGGAGUUCAGCCACAAUCUCACAUAAACGUGUCUUUAGACAAAUACAAACACCUGAGUGACGUGGAGCAGGUCAGUGAGCGGCUGCUGAGGAUGGGGCGGAAUAAACGCUUCGCCUCAGUCCCGCGGUACGUGGAGGUUCUGGUCGUGGCGGAUGAGUCCAUGGUGUCAUUCCACGGGGACGACCUCAAACAUUACGUCCUCACUCUGAUGUCUGUGGCGGCCCGUCUGUACAAACACCCCAGCAUCCUCAACUCUAUUAACCUGGUGGUGGUGGGAUUCACUGUUCUGGGGGACACCGACAAAGGGCCCAAAGUCUCAAGCAACGCGGCCCUGACUCUGAGGAACUUCUGCUCCUGGCAGAAGAAGCUCAACAAGCACAGCGACAAGCACCCGGAGUACUGGGACACAGCCAUACUCUUUACCAAGCAGGACUUGUGUGGAGCCACUACCUGUGACACUUUGGGGAUGGCUGAUGUUGGGACCAUGUGUGACCCUAAGAGGAGCUGCUCUGUCAUAGAGGACGACGGUCUGCCCUCAGCCUUCACCACUGCUCAUGAGCUGGGUCACGUGUUCAACAUGCCCCACGACAACGUGAAAGCGUGCGAGGAGGUGUUCGGUAAACUGAAGGACAACCACAUGAUGUCUCCAACCCUGAUUCAGAUCGACAGGACUCGGCCCUGGUCCGUGUGCAGCGCCGCCAUCAUCACCGAGUUCCUAGACAGAGGUCACGGUGACUGUCUGCUGGACCAGCCCCAGAGGCAGCUCUCUCUCCCCGAUAACCUCCCCGGUGCCACCUAUAGCCUCCAUCGUCAGUGCGAGCUCGCCUUCGGGCCCGGGUCCAAGCCGUGCCCGUACAUGCACCCCUGCUCCAAACUGUGGUGCACGGGGAAGGCGCGCGGGCAGCUGGUGUGCCAAACCAGACACUUCCCCUGGGCAGACGGUACCAGCUGUGGCACCGGAAAGAUCUGUUACAGAGGGACCUGCGGGGAAAAGAACAACACUAUGCACAUCAAGGUGGAUGGACAAUGGGGGAAGUGGGGUCCUUUUGGAGAUUGUUCUCGAACUUGCGGUGGAGGUGUUCAACUGGCCAAACGUGAGUGCAACAACCCGGUCCCUGAAAACGGAGGAAAAUACUGCUAUGGUCUGAGGAUCAAGUAUCGCUCCUGCAACUUCCGUUCAUGUCCUGACUCAGGCAAGAGUUUCCGCGAGGAGCAGUGUGAAGUGUUCAACGGCUUAAAUCUGAGCUCUAACAGACUGGGCUCCGCCGUGGUGUGGGUUCCCAAAUACUCUGGCGUCUCUCCCAAGGACAAAUGUAAGCUCAUCUGCCGCGCAAAUGGGACUGGAUACUUCUACGUCCUGGCUCCGAAGGUGGUGGAUGGAACCCCGUGCUCGCCUGACACCACAGCUGUGUGCGUCCAGGGGAGAUGUAUCAAGGCCGGAUGUGAUGGGAGACUGGACUCCAAUAAGAAGUUUGACAAGUGUGGAGUGUGUGGAGGGGACAACCAGGGCUGCAAGAAGGUCUCAGGAAUGUUCACUAAACCUGCUCACGGCUAUAACUUCGUGGUGAUGCUUCCCGUGGGAGCUGCCAACAUCGAUGUGCGUCAGCGUGGAUACCGGGGCCUGGUCAGUGAUGAGAACUAUCUGGCCGUGAAGAACCGCCAGGGCCAGUACCUGCUCAACGGGAACUAUGUGGUGUCAGCUGUGGAGAGGGACCUCCUGGUGAAGGGCAGUCUGCUGCGCUACAGCGGCACAUCCACCUCAGUGGAGAUACUUCAGGCCGUCAGACCUCUGCAGGAGGCCAUCACCGUGGAGGUCCUCUCUGUGGGCAAGAUGACCCCGCCCCGAGUCAGGUACUCCUACUACAUCUCCAAGGAGAGCAAGGAGGACAAGACUCUGCGCAAAGAGGAGAAGAGUCACACGUCACACAACAGUGUCCUGGACAAUAACAAGGUGGAGGCAAAGAAACACGUCCUGGAUAAAACUCCCAUGAGCCACUGGGUGUCAGGGAGCUGGGACAAGUGCUCGGUGUCAUGUGGGACGGGUCUGCAGAAACGCCUGGUGCAGUGUCAGAGCAUAGAGGGUCGCCCUGCAGCAGACUGCCACAGCACAGAGCGCCCUCUAGCUGUGAGGGCCUGUGGGGACCCCUGUCCUAUGUGGGACAUGGGGCCAUGGUCUGCCUGUUCUAAGACCUGUGGCAGAGGGUUUAAGAGGCGCUCUGCCCGCUGCAUCACAGAGAACGGCCUGAACUUACCCAGAGAGCACUGCACCGGGCGGAGGAAGCCUCAGGAACUGGACCUGUGUAACAUGAAGCCUUGUUAGACUAAACACAUCAUAAACUGAUCAUAUGUGCAGGAUAUUACAGACAGAUGUGAUGUCCGCCUUCUGCUGCCCAGACGCACUGAGGCUCAGAGACAGACAGAGAGGAGCAUCAUGGGAGCUCUGCCUCCAAACUGUCAAACCAGGUUCGACUCAUGGUCGGUCUACCUCCGUCUGCACAGACAAUACAGCGUAUAUGAGUCUGAACUAAAAUGCCCCACAGCAGAGAGUCUGAUCCAGGCCUGGGAGUGUCCCAUUUCAGUGAAAUGAGACACUGAACUGUAUCUGCACAAAGAGCUGACACAUUUAUUUAGACCUGAAGUAUAAACUAAUAGAUGCCAUUCACAGCUAUGUAAUAUUAAUCCAUAUCAUUACCCUCUGAAGAGGGGAGACUUUCUAAAUAGUUUUAAUAUUGGCUCACAUUACCCUCCACUAUAACAGAAAAUGUGCUGUUACCUUUGACCUUCCUGCAUGCUGCACAUUCACUGUAGGCUUGAACACAGCAAGGGUUUAAAUGUAACAGACUUAAGCUUAGACUUUAAUUAUCUGUUUAAUUCACAGUAAUGAAGUAAAACACAACUCAAACAUUUAAUUACUGCCCAGGUGCUGUCUCAAUUUCGGGACCAGGCUGCUCUUGACUGUAAGAUACAUCAGCAGCAGAAUAAUACUGUAUACAUUACAUCAACAUUUCCUUACACAUUAUGAAGAAUAACAUUUCAAUAUGAUAUUUGUUCAUAUGCUGCAAACACAUUGUUUUGGUUUAGAGGGACCAUACAUAUAUGCCACUUAAAGAUGGUAGUGUAUCAUGUACAGAUGUUGUUUUAUCAGUUGUCAUUUGUAUACUGUGUAUACAUCCAAUUAGCUGUAAUAAAGUAUAAUAUACAUGA